GCUCCCGGCGUUUGAGUGUGGCAGCAGUGCGGACAGGCCGCAUGUGAUAUACAGUUAGUGUGCUCGUGUGCAUUGUCAGCUGUGAUCUCUUACAUCCCUGAGUUAGAUUUAAAAACCGUUGUUUCAGAUUUAUAAGAAAAAUGCCUAAGAAAUCAACUAAAGUGGCUGAAUGGGAAGGUGAUGAAGAACCAGAAACAGAUAAACCUGUCAAGAAAGGAAAGAAAGAUAAGAGCGGAAAGAAGAGUUUUUUUAAGGAACUGGCAACAGAUGAAAAGCCAGAUAAAGAAGAACAGCCACCAGUAAAAGAGGCACAAGGGAAACAGGCCCAGAAGAAAAAGAAAAAAAGACAGAAAGGGAAUGCAGGAGAUGAUGAUGAUGAUGAUGAAGAGGUCCUGCAGCGUCUCAAGAAACUGUCAGUCCAGCCUAGUGAUGAAGAUGAAGAAGAGGAAAAGGUAGUUGCUCCAGUCAAAGGAGGAAAGAGAAACAAAGGAGGCAACAUAUUUGCUGCUCUAGGGCAGAGUGAUGAUGAUGAUGAUGAAGAGAAGGAAGCAGGUGGAGAUGAUGAUGAUAAACCUAAGAAAAAGAAUGGCUCUAAGGAUGUUGAGAGGGUAACCAAGGGCAAGAAAAAAGAUAAGGCUAAACCUAAGGCUAUGAAGGAGGCCUCUGAGGAUGAACAAGACGAAGAGAUGGAGAAAAAAGAUGUGAAUGAAAAGAAAGGAGUAAAAAAUGUCAAGAAAGCCACUCCUGAAGCAAAUAAAGUGAAGGAGGAAGAUGAAACUGAGAAGAAAGAGCCAGAGAAAUCUCAGAAGAAAGGCAAGAAGGAACAGCCCAAGAAAGGAAAGCCUGCUCGCCGCCCUCCCAGUGAAGAUGAGGAAGAGGAGGAGAAGAGCGAUGAUAAUGACACAAUGAUGUGUGCAGAGGAUGCGAUUGCGGCUGAGCACGCCAAUGCAAAUCAAGAGGAGGAUCCGUUUGCUAACAUGAGUAAAAAAGAGAAGAAGAAGAAAAAGAAAAUGAUGGAGUAUGAGCGUCAGGUGGCAAGUGUUCGUGCUCAGAACGCUAUGGAGGGAGAUUUCUCCGUCUCGCAGGCCGAGUUGUCCUCGCGACAGGCCAUGCUGGAAAACGCUUCAGAUAUCAAGUUGGAAAGAUUUAGCAUUUCAGCCCACGGUAAAGAGCUGUUUGUGAAUGCAGACCUUCUGAUUGUUGCUGGGAGACGCUAUGGUCUGGUUGGACCGAAUGGUAAAGGAAAGACCACGCUACUGAAGCACAUUGCCAACAGAGCUCUCAGUAUUCCUCCUAACAUCGACGUGCUGCUUUGUGAGCAAGAGGUGGUGGCGGACGACACUCCUGCGGUCCAGGCAGUGCUUAAGGCAGAUACUCGGAGACUGAAGCUGCUGGAAGAAGAGAAACAGCUACAGAGUCGGUUGGAGAAAGGAGAUGACAGCGUAUCAAAGAGACUUGAGAAGGUCUAUGAGGAGCUGAGGGUGAUCGGAGCCGCAGCAGCUGAAGCCAAAGCUCGUAGGAUCUUGGCUGGUCUGUCUUUCACUCCCGAGAUGCAGAACAGACCAACCAAGAAGUUUUCUGGUGGUUGGAGGAUGAGAGUGUCCUUGGCAAGAGCACUGUUUAUGGAGCCCACUUUGCUCAUGCUGGAUGAGCCCACAAACCACCUGGACCUGAACGCUGUCAUCUGGCUUAACAACUACUUACAGAGUUGGAAGAAAACCUUACUCAUUGUGUCCCACGACCAGAGUUUCUUAGAUGAUGUCUGUACAGAUAUCAUUCAUCUGGACAAUCAGAAACUCUAUUACUACAGGGGCAACUAUCUGACGUUUAAGAAGAUGUACGUACAGAAACAAAAAGAACUUCUCAAGCAGUAUGAGAAACAAGAGAAGAAACUCAAAGACCUGAAAGCUGGUGGCAAGUCAACAAAACAAGCUGAGAAACAGACAAAAGAAGCUCUGACGAGGAAACAGAAUAAAAGCAAGAAGAAGGGUCAAGAAGAGGAAAGCCACGAGGCCACAGAGCUCCUCAGACGGCCUAAAGAAUACACCGUUAAAUUUACCUUCCCCAAUCCUCCUCCGCUCUCGCCACCCAUUCUCGGCCUGCACAGUGUUGAUUUCGGUUAUGAAGGCCAGAAGCCUCUGUUCAAGAAUGUGGACUUUGGAAUUGACAUGGAGUCUAGAAUAUGCAUAGUUGGACCCAAUGGAGUUGGAAAAAGUACCCUGCUUUUGCUCUUGACUGGAAAAUUAACUCCUACAAGAGGAGAGAUGAGAAAGAACCACAGAUUGAAAGUAGGUUUCUUUAACCAGCAGUACGCGGAUCAGUUGAACAUGGAGGAGGCUGCUACAGAGUAUCUCCAGAGGAACUUUAACCUUCAAUACCAGGAUUCCAGGAAAUGCCUGGGUCGCUUCGGUUUAGAGAGCCAUGCACACACCAUCCAGAUCUCCAAACUCUCUGGCGGUCAAAAAGCAAGAGUGGUCUUUGCUGAACUUUCUUGUAGGCAACCUGAUGUCCUCAUCCUGGAUGAGCCCACUAACAACUUGGACAUCGAGUCAAUCGAUGCAUUAUCAGAAGCCAUCAAUGAAUACAAAGGGGCUGUGAUAAUUGUGAGCCAUGAUGCCAGGCUGAUCACUGAGACCCAGUGCCAUUUGUGGGUGGUGGAGGACCAGUCUAUCAACCAGAUUGAUGGAGACUUUGAAGACUACAAGAGAGAAGUGCUGGAAGCCCUUGGAGAAACGCUGGUCAACAAGCCUAAAGAAUGAACAAUGGCUGGUAUUGAAAUCAAGGAUGUCAAACUGCAUCACCGAAAGGCUGGAUGCACAUUUUUUAGUUUCGAUAAACAUAAAAAUACCAUGCCAAGUCCUAUACAAACUGUUUGGGGUGAUUUGUAGAAAGCCUUGAUGUAGGAUGCGUUUGUCAUUCCAGAUCAAUAUUUUUACAAAAUACAGCACUUGUUCUUUAAGGCUAAUGUCUGACAUUUUUGUUUUACUAUAUUUAGGCCAUUUCAUCGCCAGCUUUUUUCAUUUGUGUGAUGCAUUGCUAGACAACAUACUACUGUAUGUAAUGUGACCAGAGGAAAGGGUUUGAUAACAGCUGCAUACAUUUAGUUUUAAGCUGCCUUUAUAAAUAGACAGUUUGGCUAUUAAAUCACUGUAGAAUCCAUAUGAAAUGGAUUGUGGUACCAUUUUAACCAGUAAAAAGCAUCCGAUUGAGUGGUCAUCUGCAGUUUAUCUGUUAUCACAGUCAUUGACCAACUCAAUCUGAAUAACAAGUAAGCAUCCAAAUGUUGCCAU
Messenger RNA from Paramisgurnus dabryanus, 3290 nucleotides. It is a transcript of the gene abcf1, whose product is annotated as ATP-binding cassette, sub-family F (GCN20), member 1. Gene Ontology annotation, molecular function: ATP hydrolysis activity; ATP binding. NCBI's taxonomy places the organism in Eukaryota, Metazoa, Chordata, Actinopteri, Cypriniformes, Cobitidae. The record is from RefSeq and is a predicted model, not a curated record.